AUUCGCGUGCUUAGUGCGCAUGUUUUUGAAUUUCCACAUUUGAUAUAAAACCCGCAGCAAAAAUAAUAAUACCUAACCUAAGCAUUCGUUUUUAUAAAUUUCGUAGAUAAGUAGUUGAAGGUUUGUUAAUUUAGUGCAAUUAUUUUUAUUCGAAUUAAAGUGAUACCAGUACCAGUGAUUGCCUUCCUAGGCACCUACCUAUACUUAUGAAAACUUUGGAUACACUUUUUUCAUAACUCAAAACAUAAAUUUCAUGUCAAUAUUAAUAAAUUUUUCCGAAUAAUGCAAUGGAAAAAAUUUUACCGAAUGUUCGAAAAGAUAAUUGCGUUUGGGAUUUUGUAUUGUUGAAUCCGUUAACGGAGGAGUCGUUUUUGAAAAACUUAUAUUGCAGAUACAAACAAUCGCAGAUUUACACAUACAUUGGAAAUGAGCUUGUUUCCGUUAAUCCGUAUAAAAAUUUGGAUAUUUAUUCUCGAGAAAUUGCCCUCACUUAUUUGUACAAAGCACCUUUUCAACUGCCACCUCAUAUCUUUUCAAUUAUUGCGACUGCUUAUCGUUGGCUCAACGAUAGCAAUGAAGAUCAAUGCAUCAUGAUGUCGGGGGAAAGUGGAUCUGGGAAAUCAGAAGCUCUUCGCAAAAUGCUCCAUUUUUUAUCAUAUGUGAUUCUAAGCUGUGAUGUUACCAUAACACAAAUGAAAAAUAAUAUAAUCAAUGCGAAUAAUCUCUUAGAAGCUUUUGGACACGCAUCGACAUGUUUCAACAAAAAUUCGUCCAGAUUUGGCAAAUAUCUAGAUAUUGAAUUCGACCACAAAGGUGAAGCAGUUUCUGCUAGCUUUACAUCGUAUCUUCUUGAUAAGGAUCGAAUAACUAAUCAACCAUUGGGUGAAAGAAAUUUCCAUAUAUUUUAUCAACUUUUAGUUGGCGCUGAUGUGUCGUUGCUGAAAUCUUUAAAACUGCAGAGAAACGUAUUAUCAUAUUCGAUUCUGAAACAAGGAGGAUCUGCAUUUACUUCAGAAGACGACAGACAGAAUUUCGCUACGGUUAAGAAAGCUAUGGAAGAAUUCAAUUUUACCUCAGAAACAAUCGCGAACAUUUUAAAAAUAAUUUCCUCGGUUUUAAAAUUAGGCAAUUUAGUUUUCAUUUCCGUUACAAAUAUCGAUGGAACGGAGGGCUGCGCGAUUUCUAACGAACAUGAAAUGUACGAUAUUUCGGAAUUGUUGGGUAUUAAUAUCAAUGCUUUUCGAAGUGCCAUCACUUGUAGAAGUAUUUGUGUUAAUCAACGUUCAAGUCAGAGUUCACCAGAAACGACUUUGGUUAAAUCAGAGAUGUCUGCUGAUGAAGCGGCGUAUUAUUCUGAUCGCCUAUGUAAAGCUUUGUAUAGUCGUUUAUUUACAUGGCUUGUGAAAACUGUCAAUACUAAAAUGAAGCUCGAGCCACGAUGUAGAAGAAGACACCUCAGCUUUUUGGAUUUAUUCGGGUUCGAAAAUUUUGAUAAAAAUGGUUUUUAUCAGUUCAUUAUCAAUUACUGUAACGAAAAACUUUACCAAGCUGUUUUUGAAUCGAAUAUACGAUCCGAACAAGAAGAAUAUGUCAGAGAAGGAAUUGAAUGGACGCCGAUUGAUUACGUAGGAACGCAUUCAGUUCAUGAUACCAAUGAAAAGGUAUAUGAUGAGCUGUUAUCAAUACUAGAUUGUUCGAACGACUUACGUUACCUAUCCAAUGAAGAAGAAUUGGCACAAAGGCUCGAUAAAAUUAAAAUAUUGGUUGAUUCAUCCAGCGAAGCAGGAAAUAGCAAAGUUUCGCAGCUAAUUUUUGCGAAUGCUUCGAAUUGUUUUAGCUUGCAUCAUUAUGCUGGAAAUGUUAUUUACGACGUUGCUAAAUUUACGCCAAAAAGUAACGAUGUACUUCAUAGAGAUGUAUCAAUUGUAAUGUACAGCGGUUCUCAUCCAUUAAUGAAAGCUUUAUUUCCUGAAGGAUCACCGGAAAUGUCAAGUUUGAAAAAAUUACCUGUUCCAAUUAGCAAACAAAUAAAAAUUGCUUUGAAUGGAAUAUUUCGUAAUUUAAAUAAUAGAAGAUUAUACUACGUAAAGUGUCUCAAACCAAACGAAAUAAAAGAACCUAAUAUUUUCGAAAUGAAUGUUGUUUUACAACAGAUCAGAUGUCAAAGGAUAAUUGAAACUGUACGCUUGAGAAGGAGUGGAUUUGCUUUUCGUCUUUCACAUAGUCAAUUUUUAAAUCGUUAUAAGAUGUUAUCAUUAAAAACAUGGCCAUAUUGUCGUUUGCCUGCUAUUCAGAGUAUACAAUAUUUGUUACACGAUCUGCCAAUACCAGCUGCAGAAUUUGCCUUUGGAACAACUAAAAUGUUCAUUAGAUCACCAAGAUCGGUAUACGAGUUAGAAGAAUUCAGGCGUCAGCGUUUAAACGAUAUCGCCGUCAUCCUUCAAAGCACUUGGAGAAAAUUUUCACUACGAAGAAGGUUUCAAAAACUUCGCAGAAGUCAAAUUAUUAUCGCUAACGCGUGGAAAAAAUAUAAAAAAAGAAGAGAGUUCGGAUUAAUAAAAUGCAAACGUCAGAUUGAUUGGGCCGUUGAAAUUAUCCAGCGACAUUAUAUACAGUGGAAACGAUAUCAGUUUUUGACACGUCUUAUUGUGGAAUUAUCUCCUCGCACAAUGUCACCACUGAAUCAAGAUUGGCCCUCUUGUAAUAUUAGAUUAGCCGAAGCCAGUUUAUUAUUGAGAAAAUUGCAUCAUAAAUGGAGAUGUCAAGCCUAUCGAUCUCAGUUCAACCAAACCACUCGUAAUAAAAUGAGGGAAAAAGUCACUGCCAGUUUUCUAUUUCGAAAUAAAAAAUGUUGUUACACAGAUAGUGUUCCUAAGCCCUUUCUCGGCGAUUACGUUCGUUUAAGACAAAAUACUCAAUGGAGAAGAUUAUGCUCAGGUGGAAAUGAUCAAUAUGUUGUGUUCGCUGAUAUUAUUAAUAAAAUCACACGAUCUACAGGAAAAUUUAUUCCUAUGUUAUUAGUAAUAUCGACUAGUUCAAUGAUGAUAUUGGAUCAAAGAACGCUUGAUAUAAAAUAUCGUAUACCAGCCUCCGAAAUACAUCGCAUAUCAUUAUCUCCAUUCGCCGAUAAUAUAGCAGUUGUUCAUAUUCAUGCUAGUGAACGAGAUUCCAGCACCGGCGAUUUGCAUUGUUUUUCUUCGUCAUCGAAUCUUCAAUCCAAUUCUGGUUGUUUUUUCGUCACAAAUAAUUAUUACGAAAAAGGCGAUAUAAUAUUUCAAAGUAAUCACGUCAUUGAAGUGUCGACAAAAUUAUUCCUAGUUAUUCAAAACGCUGUAGGUAGGCCACCGGAUAUUAAUAUUUCUUCGAUGUUUAACGCUUAUUUCCACCAGCAAAUCGUAACAAUUUCUUUUUACUGCAUCAAAUCAGCAAUCAAAGUUCCAUCGGAGCCUUUUAAAAUUAUACGCAAAGGGAAUAAAAUGGAAAUUUGUGUAUUCAAGGAUUAAAACUCUUUUUUAAUUACUGAUUUUGCAAUAAUAAUGUGAUAUUGUACCGUGUUUUGUUAUCUAUUUUUAAAGCACCAAAAUAUUUUCCGUUCAUGUGUUGUGUGUUCAAAUAUAUUAAACGUUAUCUCCGUAAAA
This is a messenger RNA of Planococcus citri (citrus mealybug), 3638 nucleotides long. RefSeq names its product unconventional myosin-Ia (gene Myo95E). The record is from RefSeq and is a predicted model, not a curated record. Gene Ontology annotation, molecular function: ATP binding; actin filament binding; microfilament motor activity. Gene Ontology annotation, cellular component: plasma membrane; actin cytoskeleton; myosin complex. Gene Ontology annotation, biological process: vesicle transport along actin filament; actin filament organization. Bases 288 to 3503 code for a protein of 1071 amino acids. NCBI's taxonomy places the organism in Eukaryota, Metazoa, Arthropoda, Insecta, Hemiptera, Pseudococcidae. The transcript is spliced from 23 exons.